AUGGCCAUCUUCGGAGUUCCAUUGUCGGUGCUGGUCGCCGUUGCGGCGGCCUGCGGGAUGCUGCUCGGGCUGAGGGCCCGGAGGCCGACGGACGACAGGAUGCGAGGCAUCCCGGGGACGAUGGGGUGGCCAGUGGUGGGCGAGACCUUCGCCUUCAUCGCCGCCUUCUCCAGCCCCAACGGCAUCCUCAGCUUCAUGCGCGACCGCCAGAAACGGUAUGGGAAGGUGUUCAAGACGUACGUGCUGGGUCGGACGACGGUGUUCAUGACUGGGAGGGAGGCGGCCAAGAUCCUGCUGUCCGGCAAGGACGGCGUGGUGAGCCUCAACCUCUUCUACACCGGCAAGCAGGUGCUGGGGCCGACGAGCCUGCUCACCACCAACGGCGACGAGCACAAGCGGCUGCGCCGCCUCAUCGCGGUGCCCCUCUCCGUGGACGCCCUGAAGAAGCACUUCGACUUCAUCAACCACCUCGCUAUCCAGACGCUCAGCUCCUGGGCCGGCCGCCGCGUCCUCGUCCUCAACGAGGCCUCCUCCUUCACGUUGAAGGUGAUCGCCAACAUGCUGGUGAGCCUGGAGCCGGAGGGUAAGGAGCAGGAGGAGUUUCGGGCCAACUUCAAGGCCAUCUCCUCCUCCUUCGCGUCGCUGCCGCUCAAGCUGCCCGGCACGGCGUUCCACAACGGCCUGAAGGGCAGGAACCGGAUGUACGAGAUGCUGGACGCGGUGAUCGCGCGCCGGAGGCACGGCGGCGAGGUCCGGGAGGACUUCCUCCAGACGCUCCUGAUGAAGCACGCCAGAGGCGAAGGUGAAGCUGCGACCAAGGAGGAGGAGGAGAAGCUGACAGAUGCGCAGCUCAAGGACAACAUCCUCACCCUGCUUGUCGCCGGCCACGACACCACCACCGCGGGCCUCACCUGGCUAGUCAAGUUCCUCGGUGAGAACCCUGCCGUCCUCCACAAACUCAGAGAGGAGCAUUUGGCGAUCAGGGAGGGGCUAAACGGCGAGGCUCAUCUGAGAUGGGCAGAUGUGAACAACAUGCCGUACACCACAAAGGUGAUGAACGAGACGCUGAGGAGGGCGACCAUCCUGCCAUGGUACUCGAGGAAAGCCGCGCAGGACUUCACCAUUGACGGGUACGAGGUGGCCAAGGGCGCUUCGGUGAACCUGGACGUGGUGUCCAUCCACCACGAUGCCACUGUUUUCUCCGACCCGGAUAAGUUCGACCCGGAUAGAUUCGAUAGCACCAUGAAGCCGUACAGCUUCCUGGGGUUCGGCAGCGGGCCACGUAUGUGCCCCGGGAUGAGCCUGGCCAAGCUCGAGAUCCAGAUCUUCGUCCACCAUCUCGUCUGCACAUACGACUGGAAGGCUUUGGAGAACGAUGACUCGGUGCAGCCGACCCUGGUGCGCAUGCCCAAGAACAAGUACCCUGUCCACGCCACCACAAUCUGA
Messenger RNA from Lolium rigidum, 1446 nucleotides. RefSeq names its product abscisic acid 8'-hydroxylase 3-like. Gene Ontology annotation, molecular function: heme binding; monooxygenase activity; iron ion binding. Lineage: Eukaryota; Viridiplantae; Streptophyta; Magnoliopsida; Poales; Poaceae. Bases 1 to 1446 code for a protein of 481 amino acids. The transcript is spliced from 8 exons. The record is from RefSeq and is a predicted model, not a curated record. Gene Ontology annotation, biological process: brassinosteroid biosynthetic process; brassinosteroid homeostasis; multicellular organism development.